AUGUCAUUAAGAGUACCUUCCAAUCGUCAACAACGCUUAAGUGGUGAAACAAGAAAUGUUGAUACGGGAAAUAUUAACAAUUCCCAAGACGUUUCAAGAAAGAGACAGCUUGAAAAGGACGAAAGAAUAAGAAAGAAAGUUGAACAUGAUCUUACAAGAACAAAUAAACUUUAUGGAAAGAGAACGCUUGAUAAAAUACCAAAGACUGCUGGCUCUGUCGGAAGCUUGAGACCUUCUCCUGCAAUAACCUUGCUAGGAGCGGCCACUGUGAUGGACGCUGCACGCUUUAUGGCUGUAAGCAGAGCCACAGCAGUACUUGUCGUAGAUGAAUCAGAAAAGUUGAUAGGAAUUGUUACUGACAAAGACCUGGCGUUCAGGGUUUGUGCUGAAGGCCUUAAUCCUAAUGCUACAUCCCUCGCGGAUAUAAUGACUAAAAAUCCAGAUUGUAUUACAACAUCCUCUAAUGCUUCUGAAGCUUUAAACCGUAUGGUUUCAGGUGGAUACAGACAUUUGCCACUUCUAGAUGAUUCUGAUGAAAUCAUAGGGCUUCUUGAUAUUACUGAAUGUUUAUUCCAUGCUCUUGCAAGGCUUGAAAAAGCUCACGCCUCAACAAAACAAUUAUUUGCUGUUUUAGAUGAUGUUUCAGAUAUAAAUGCUUUGAAUAAAGCUGAUUUUACAACAAUGGCUUCUCUUAUAAAACAACAUCUAUGCUUUCCUCGACUAAGUUCUAUUAUGGAUCCCUCAAGAUCACCGCCAGAAGUUUCGAUUAAAACGAAUGUACGAGAUGCCGCACGAAUUAUGAAAGAACAUCAUCAAACAGCAGUCUUGGUUGUCGAUGAUAGUAAUAGUAAUAAUCAUAAAACAGUGGGUAUUUUUACAACAAAGGAUAUAGUACUUAGAAUCUAUGGUCAAAGUGUUGAGCCAAAUAACACAUCAACCGUAAGAAUAAUGACUCCUUGCCCUGAUAUGAUCAUUGUUGGAAUGGUUGAUAUUUUACAGCUUACUUAUUCCACGUUAAAUACUUUGAAAACAUUAAAUGGUGAACAAGUGGAGAGUGGACCAGUCUGGAAUAAGUUUUGGAAUACACUAACAACAGAAGAACCUAAGUCAGAUGAUUCAUCAGAUCCUAUGAAUGAAACUUUUCUAUCGACAAAUUCUAUAGAACGCCCAAUAAUAAAACAAAGACCUAAUUCCACAAUUUUAACACCUCCUUCAUCGGAAAGUCUUUACUCAUCACGGAGGGAUUCCCGUAUUUUCAGCAAUUAUGGCAAGCUCGAUGAUGGUCAAUAUAUAUAUAAGUGUAAACUUGAAGGAUCUGACCAGUCUCAUCGAUUCACGUCUGAUACCCAAAACUUCGCUAAAUUAAGCAAAUUAAUUCGGUUAAAGAUGAAAAUUCCCGAAAAUGCUGAUAUAGCCAUCAGCUAUAUCGAUGAAGAAAAUGAUAAAAUUAUGUUAUGUUCUGAUGAAGAUAUGAUUAUCGCUAUGGAAGUUGCAAAAGGUCAAAAAGCUCCAUUAAUUCGAUUAUGUGUCGAAGUAAAAUCUAGUGGAUUGACAGAUAAUAUUUCUCGUGCCACUGAAAGUAGCAAAAUACAGCUCGCACAGCCAAUUACACAACAAACACGAUCACCGCGAUCAACGCAAUCAACACAAUUUACUCUUUCAGAAGGUGCAACAGCUGUGACAAUCGGGAGUUUCCUUUCCAUUGGAGUUGCUAUCGGCGUUGGUGUAAUGUGGGCAGCUAGAUCAAAAUGA
Molecule: messenger RNA, 1752 nt
Organism: Dentiscutata heterogama
Lineage: Eukaryota; Fungi; Glomeromycota; Glomeromycetes; Diversisporales; Gigasporaceae
Source: the annotation of a GenBank genome assembly